ACACAGAGUGACAGAACGAACAAGGUUAAAAUAUUUAGAUUAUCCCGAACUUUUAGAAUACUGUGCCUGCUCAAGUUAAUUUCAUUUGCUAAAUGUCUAAAGAAUUAUAGACUUAACAAAACACCCGCAUGAUGGGCAAUGAGGGUUCACAACUAAGUGGUUUGGAGAUUGAAGAGAAGGCAGCUGAGAUUACAGACUUUUGGGCCCAUUAUAGAGCGACAAUAAACGAUAGUUGUAGUUAUUUUAGCUUAAAAAGUGAUGGUUCCGUGUCUGUUUUUAAAGGGGAAGUGGUAUCGGGGCCGCUAUGGACAGUGUCAACACCUCUGGAAAAAUUCUCUAAUAACUUGUUGAAGUACAGACACCCAUGUAUCUUGCGCUAUGUGUCAGCAUGGCAGCAAAGAUCAACUAUUUACCUAGCCACAGAGUAUGUGCAGCCACUGACACAGGUGCUUGGCUCCUUGACUCCGCUGCAGAUAUGCAUUGGCUUGAAUAACAUAUUGAGAGCAUUAGUAUUUUUACACCAACAGGCUGGAAUGUCACACAACAACGUUAGUAUGCAAGCCAUAUAUGUCACUGGAGAUGGACAAUGGAAACUUGGCGGCUUGCAGUAUCUCUGCUCGUUUCAAGAACUUACAUCUGCUUAUUUGAAACAUGCUCGGAUACAUAGAUAUGACAAGGCUGUAGACCCUAAUGAGGAUUCCCAAGAGGUCACAAAGAAUGUGGACCAGUAUGGUUUUGCUGCCCUUGUAGAUGAUGUGUUUGCUGGACACGAAGAUGAUCAAGUACCCCAUUUAAAAGAAUUUAAACAAUACUGCAGAAAUAGUCUUCAACAUAGUAGCCCUGACAUGCGACCUGGACUCUCGGAGGUCCUUCAGCACAGCUUUUUUAAUCACGAAUUUAUAUCUAUUUAUAAAUUCCUUAAUUUCCUACCCCUGAAAAGUGAAGAAGAAAGAAGCGAAUUCUUUUCGACCAUUUUAGAGACACUUAAAUGCUAUCACGAAGAAACUGUUGCAAAACAAUUGGGUGGUCUGUUACUUUCUAGGUUAACUAUGUUAGACCAAACAGCAAGAAAGGAUGUAAUACCAUUCAUCUUAAAACCAAAGCAUGAGCGGUCACAAAAUUGUGAAUACCCCGGAUUUUUCAGUAUUAGCGUGUUUAAGGAACAUGUUAAACCAAGACUUAUGCAGUUAUUUGGAGUUCGAGACAGCCAAAUACGAACGUUGCUGCUAACACAUUUUUCCAAAUAUGUUCAUGUAUUUUCACACGAAGAACUCUCCCAACACAUACUUCCAGAGUUACUGCUCGGAAUCAAAGACACAGAUGACAACUUGGUAGCUUCUACUCUUAUAUGCUUGAGUGAACUAGUACCUAUAUUAGGAGCUAGCACAGUUAUAGGCGGCAAGAGGUCCAAAUACUUUACAGACGGGCGCCCCAACUCAAAGAGCAGCCCUCAUGCGCCGCCGCGGGGCCGGACCCCUGAUAACACUUUUACACAAAGGAAGUCUCUCAAAGACUUAUCAUGUUCCGAAGAAAUAUUCAAACAUAAUCACGAGAAGGCUGAGGUUUAUGACACUGAGAACAUCUCACAUUUGAUUGAAAGGCCUUCACCGGUGGGUGGCGAGUCAGUAGAAAUAGAAACUGUUAGAAUAAAUUCUAAUGUAGCAGAUGCAAGUGAAGACGAUUGGAGUGACUGGGACAACACUAACAACGCAAAAAACGCUGUAUUUAAUCAUCCAGAUAUCAAGGAGUUUGAGGAUAUCCCUCUAGCCGUCAGUAGCGAAGUCACAAUAAAAAAACCAUUGGUUAAAUCUUUACUUCUACAAAAAGCUGCAAUAGAAGCAAAGAAAAACAUAAUUGAUAUUUCAGAGUUGGACAUAAAGAAUCAGAAAUUUGAAAAUAUAAAGAAAACUGCGGAUGAGUUUGAUUUCUUUGCGGACAUGACCCCGGUCAUAGAAAAAGCAACAAUAAGUGCAGUCGCGGCCGACAGUCUCUUGUCGUCCAGCAGUAAACUGGACUUCGUCCCGGACGACGGCGCCGAUGGGAGCGAAGGCUGGGGCGAGAACUGGAAUGACUAGAUCGCUGGUUACGAUUCAAACACAAACAUUCGGUAGAGUAUUUAUUGAAUAUGAGACAAAUUGGUACAAGCUAUAUCAAUCAUAAUGAACUGUUCAUUUGUUUCCUAGAUGAAAUGUACAUAAUAUGUAUUAUAGAAUAUUAAGGUGGAAACACAAGAGUUACUAUGGAUAGACAUAUGAUUGGAAUUCAUUACAUAAUUUAUUAUUGUUUCUUUUAUAUAUUUUUUUAUUUAUAAACAAUUCGUGAUAGUAGAAAGUGGCAUGUAAUUUAUUAUCAGUGGUUGUGGGACACUUCCUCAUAAAAUUUAAAUAAGGAAUCAUUUUUAACGUUAAGUCUUACACUAUUGCAUUUACAAGUUUAAUCAAGAGUGUAUCGUUACGGCAAAAAUAAUUUCUAAAUCUAUACAAGUUUUAUAUACACGUAUAUAAGACUCAAAUCCUGCUUCACCUAAUCUAGUGUUACUCGGGAGAAAAUUAUGAAUUGUCCCAUAGGUACAAUAAAAAUUUAGUGAACUUAAGUACAGUCAAGGAGUUUAAUUGUUGAUCCAUUUAGGGUUCACUUUAGGGUUCACAUUGGACAUUUCAUACUAACGGUAUUGACAACCAAAUUAGCUUGAACCCUAAAUGGAUCAAGAAUUAAAGUGUGACCUUAUGAUUAUGACUACUAAAUAUUGUGGAAAAACGAGUAACAAAUGUAUUGUCGUAGCACUCAAUGUUAAGAUGUGAAACUGAAACACAUUAUUCUUAGUAAUGUCAUUGACAAACUUGAAUGCACAGUAUACCUAUAUAAAAUGUAGCAUGUACACUAUAAGUACCGUACAGUGUAUAUAAUAUCUACACCGUAUCUCAUAACUCACAAUUUAUGUUGAUUUUCUAGUCUCAUAUACGAGUAUAUUAAACGAUUGGGCUUACAUUUCGUGCAGUAAGUACUGGUAAAAAAAUAAGUGUAAUAUUGGCUCGUAUACUCGGUGAAAUGUAUACUACGAGUAUCCCACUUAUUUUUGGGGCAUCUUCGGAUAUGGUUUUAUUUCUGAAAUUGCAAAUAUCUAAAGAGCGACACUUACAAAAACGCCUUAAAGCGUGUCGUACAAGGUGCUUCUAGUUUAGUGAUAGUUCCGAAGUUACCCUAAUGCACCUUAAUUUGAAAAUUGUAGUUAACUAUAUGUCACUAAAACACGUGGAUUAAUUUUCUAAAAAUCAGACAUUCCUUGCUGACGCUGACCGUGCUAAAAAGCCGUACGAUAAGUGUCAAAAGUGAAAAAUAGCCCAAGAGUCAUUGUAGUGUCAUAUUAUUUGUAAUAUACACUUUAUAAAUUAUCGCUACUUA
This is a messenger RNA of Cydia splendana, 3402 nucleotides long. Its product is annotated as protein-associating with the carboxyl-terminal domain of ezrin. Gene Ontology annotation, molecular function: ATP binding; protein kinase activity. Bases 129 to 2075 code for a protein of 648 amino acids. Gene Ontology annotation, biological process: protein phosphorylation. The record is from RefSeq and is a predicted model, not a curated record. The transcript is spliced from 7 exons. NCBI's taxonomy places the organism in Eukaryota, Metazoa, Arthropoda, Insecta, Lepidoptera, Tortricidae.